UCCUCCUCCCCCGCGGCGGAGGCGCAGCCGGGCGGCAUUAGCUCAUCUCGGCCGCGGCUUGGCGCGGCCUUUUCUUCCCGCUCCCCGCCCCGGGGCCGCUUCCCAGCGCUCACAGGCGGCUCCGCGCUCCGGCAGCCCCCAUGGCCCUUUGCAACGGAGACGCCAAGCAGCUGGAGGGCGCCGGAGCAGAGCUGAAGGAUGGGCAGCAGCACUACGAGGGAGCUGUUGUCAUCCUGGACGCCGGAGCCCAGUACGGGAAGGUGAUCGACCGCCGAGUGCGGGAGCUCUUCGUCCAGUCUGAGAUCUUCCCUUUGGAGACUCCUGCCUUUGCCAUCAGGGAGCAAGGAUUUAGAGCUAUCAUCAUCUCUGGAGGACCAAACUCUGUGUAUGCAGAAGAUGCCCCUUGGUUUGAUCCAGCUAUCUUCACCAUAGGAAAGCCAGUCCUAGGGAUCUGCUAUGGCAUGCAGAUGAUGAACAAAGUCUUUGGAGGCACAGUGCACAAGAAGAGUGUGAGAGAGGAUGGAGUCUUCAGCAUCACUCUGGAUAACUCCUGUUCCCUCUUCAGGGGCCUGCAGAAGGAAGAGCUUGUGCUGCUCACUCAUGGAGACAGUGUGGAUAAAGUAGCAGAUGGGUUCAAAGUGGUUGCACAGUCUGGGAACAUUAUAGCAGGCAUAGCAAACGAAUCCAAAAAGCUGUAUGGGGCACAGUUCCACCCUGAAGUCAGCCUCACAGUGAAUGGGAAGAUGAUCCUGAAGAAUUUUCUGUAUGACAUUGCUGGGUGCAGUGGGACCUUCACAGUGGAAAACAGAGAGCUUCAGUGCAUCCAGGACAUCAAAGAGAAAGUGGGCUCCUCAAAAGUGCUGGUGUUACUCAGUGGUGGUGUGGACUCAACGGUGUGCACUGCUCUGCUGAACAGAGCUUUGAACAGGGAUCAGGUCAUAGCUGUGCACAUCGACAACGGAUUCAUGCGCAAGAGAGAGAGCCAGUCCGUGGAGGAGGCCCUCAAGAAGCUUGGCAUCCAAGUGAAAGUGGUGAACGCAGCUCAUUCGUUCUACAACGGCACAACGACUCUGCCCAUCUCGGAUGAGGACAGGACUCCACGGAAGAGGAUUAGCAAGACCUUGAAUAUGACCACCAGUCCUGAGGAGAAGAGGAAGAUCAUUGGGGACACCUUUGUGAAGAUUGCCAAUGAAGUGAUUGGAGAAAUGAAUCUGAAACCUGAAGAGGUUUUUCUAGCUCAGGGUACCCUCAGACCUGACCUCAUUGAGAGUGCUUCCCUCGUGGCAAGUGGCAAAGCUGAAGUCAUCAAAACUCAUCACAAUGACACGGAGCUGAUUCGGAAGUUGAGAGAGGAGGGUAAAGUCAUAGAACCCCUGAAAGACUUCCACAAGGAUGAAGUGCGAGUGCUGGGCAGAGAGCUUGGCCUUCCCGAGGAGCUGGUUUCCAGGCAUCCCUUCCCAGGGCCUGGCCUGGCCAUCAGAGUGAUCUGUGCUGAAGAGCCUUACGUGUGCAAAGACUUCCCUGAGACAAACAACAUCCUGAAAAUAGUUGCAGAUUUUUCUGCCAGUGUUAAGAAGCCCCAUACUUUGCUGCAGAGGGUCAAAGCCUGUACAACUGAGGAAGACCAAGAGAAGCUGAUGCAGAUCACAAGCCUACAUUCACUGAAUGCCUUCUUGUUACCCAUCAAAACUGUGGGAGUGCAGGGUGACUGUCGUUCCUACAGCUAUGUCUGUGGCAUCUCCAGCAAAGAUGCUCCACACUGGGAGUCUCUCAUGUUUCUGGCCAGGCUCAUUCCACGCAUGUGCCACAACAUCAACAGAGUUGUGUAUGUGUUUGGGCCACCAGUCAAGGAGCCUCCCACAGAUGUCACCCCCACGUUCCUGACCACAGGAGUCCUCAGCACUUUACGGCAAGCUGAUUUUGAGGCUCACAAUAUUCUCAGGGAGUCUGGUUAUGCGGGGCAGAUCAGCCAGAUGCCCAUCAUCCUGACGCCGCUGCACUUCGACCGCGACCCCCUCCAGAAGCAGCCCUCCUGCCAGCGCUCCGUGGUCAUCAGAACCUUCAUCACCAGCGACUUCAUGACUGGCAUUGCAGCAACCCCUGGCAACGAGGUUCCAGAAGAGGUUGUCUUAAAGAUGGUGGCAGAGAUCAAGAAGAUCCCUGGCAUCUCUCGGGUGAUGUAUGACCUGACAUCGAAGCCGCCGGGGACGACGGAGUGGGAGUAGUGCCCUCGCCUUGGUUUGGUUGGCUUUUAAUGCCCAAGUACUGUGUGCAGUCGAGAAUCAUAUCAGAAACCAUUCCCAGUGUUGACAUGCAGUACUGUGAAAGAGUGACUGGAGCUGCUACAUCGCAUCAGAUUCCUCCCCUGGAGCAUCACCCUGCAGUUAAGAGCUGUGCUGGAGCUGGCAGCGAGGUGGGGGCUGAGGAUCCGUACGGGUAAAUAGCGGCGGCAGCGGCGCCGGUGCGCAGACAGAUCCCCACUGCUUUUGCCUUCUGUCUUACCCAUUCUCUUCCCAGUCUUCUUGUAACUUGUCCUUCCAGUGUGUCUCUCUCUCUUUUUGUUUUUGUAUGCUGCAUAAAAGCAAAGCAAAGGAGACAGCUGACUGCCUUCUGCCCCCCUGCAGUCUCGGUGACCAACGGAUUUCCUAUGAAUAAAUAUUUUGCCAAAUCGGAGUAGUGGGUACCUGGUGAGUCCUGCAGCUCCAGCCUGCAGCUCCUGUGUGCUCUGGCCUCUUCCCUGGCCCCUCACCUUGGAGCCCGUGGCAGGGACCUUGGAGCUCCGCAAGAGCAGCGAGCUAAGAGGUUGGGAAGUUCCCUCUGUGUGUGUGUCCCUCUCUGUCCUGGCUCCCUCCCGCAGCGUCUCACUUAGGCACCAGCUCCUCUUUUCCUGCACACCCCCUGCCUGUGUGCUCACAUCGGAUUCCAGACGUGACUUGAUGUCCUCCUGGGGACUGUGCUCAGUGGGGUUGCAGUUGGGAAGCUGUAGCACCAGAGCUGCUGGCUCUGUGAAUCCUCCUCCUGCCCUGGCAGCUCUGCUGCCUCUCUGCUUUCUUACACUUGAGGAGUUUAUUUUCUAGGUGUUUGCUUUUACAAGGGUCUGGGGGAGGGGUGGGUUUUGUAUGCGUUGUGUUAGCUCGAUCUCGACGAUCAGUGUAGUCGUUAGUGUGGGGCCCUGGGGCGGGAGGCCACUCGCCGGCUCUGCCUGGGUCCCUCCUGUCCUCCGUGUGCGGCUGUCCAUGUAGUUAAGCAAUAACGUGGGAGAUGGCUCCUUUGGACACCUCUGCUUGCCUGAUCUCUGGAGGCAAAGCUAUCUCCACCCUCCCCUGAGAGGUUUGAGCCUGUCCUGCUAUUGCUGUCUGUGCAAGUAACAGUUUAGACUCUGCCCUGAGCAGCUUGCUCAGGUCAUGCUUCCACCUCCGCAGCAGAACCCUAAGCCUAUAUCCAAGCUCGGCCCUUAUUUGUCACUUCAGCAGCUGCUUUGCAGCCAGCUGCAGCAUCACCAUUGUCUUGUGGGGUCAAAGAUUUGCUUUGACCUGUGUUCCAUAGCUGUAGCUCCUUCUGUCUCCACUUGGGUAGGUUGGUGAAGGGGACUAAGGGCUGGAGGUGCCUGUUGGAGCUUCUCUUGCUUGCACACAUUGUCCUCUUGCUCUCUCAUUUGCUGCCCACAGGUUAUGGAAAUGCAGUUUCCCUUUCUGCCUCCAGGGAGGGUGGAACUUGUCUGAGGUUCUUCUUUAGCCUGUGUCAUUGAGGGGUCGUUUUUUUGUCUUGGGGGAGGCUCUGCUCUGUGGAACCUUUUGGGGACACAGAAGAGCAGCAGACCAGUGGCCAGAAAACUGCCUCCCCCUCACAGCCCUGCUCCUGGCAGCUUUAGGUACUUGGCCAAACUGAUCUUGAACCAAUAGCUGAGUUGGGUCCUGUGGUAGUUUGAGGGAUCCUAGGUCCCCCUUAAACCUCAAACCACCACAGCUCCUUUCUGAAAGGAGGAGGUGGGGGUAGCAGUUCUCACCCACAUCGACCAUCACCUCCUUGAGCCCUUUGGAUGAGCUCUUUGUGCUGCAAGUGAAGUGUCACCUGUGUAAAACAUCUGUUUUGUCCUAGAUUGUGAGCUAGGGAGAGCUGUUGGGCAGACCCACUGCAAACCAACCUUUGCUGGGGCAGGAUUCUGCUGCCAGCACACAUUUCCUGGGGGCUUCUCUCAGAAGGAAGCUCCCUGGUGAAGUGGUGGCCUCGGAGUACGCAGGAGUUUCGUGUUGGAAUAGAGCUGGUUUCAGUCCUCUGCUGGUACCUCAGGUGCAGAGGGUGUGAUGGCAAGGAGGGAGGCUCUCUGGUGCCAGGGCCAUGGGUGAGGCUCUUUGGUAAGCUGCAGAAGUCCUUCCCAUGCUAGAGCAGUUGUUGCUUACCGUGUGUAGGUUUGUUCCUGCUGCUGCCACCGGCUUGUGUUGCCUUGACAGCCAAGAGGCAACAGAGAAGGAAUGACUCAAGAACAGAAAGCAUCUCCUAAACUCUGGAAUUGGAGACAGUUGGUCUCUGUGUGAAUAAGUCUGCAGAAUAUAGUCCCCACCCUUGUGGUGUAGCUGGCAGGAGGCCUGGUGUGGUGAUGGUGGUGCCCAUGGGGUUGGGGCUUGCAGCAGCUCUUAGAGGUGCAGCGCAGCUCAGCAGAGGUCUUUUUAUUCCCUGUGUGUGGCAUGCUUGGAAGUCCUCGUGGAGGUGCAUCUAGGAGUGAUGUUAGAGGAGGUGCAGAGGACCACAGAAGUGGUCAGAAGGCUGGAGCACCUCUCCUGUGAAGACAGGCUGAGGGAGUUGAGGUUGUUCAGCCUGGAGAAGAGGAGGCUCCAGGGAGACCUUAGAGUAGCCUUCCAGUACCUGAGGGGGCUUCAGGAGAGCUGGGGAGGGACUUUUGACCAAGCAUGGAGUGACAGGAUGAGAUCUGAAGGCUUCAAAGUGGAAGAAGCUUCGUUGAGGUGAGAAGUGGGAGGAAAUUGUUUCUCUGUGAGGAUGCUUGAGGCACUGGCACAGGCUGUCCAGAGGAGCUGUGCAGGCAUCUGGAAAGGCAGAUUGGAUGGGGCUGGUGGGAGCUGUCCCUGCCCAUGGCAGGGGGGUUGGAACUGGAUGGACUCAAGGUCAUUCCCAGCCCACUCUGAUGUCUGCCUGUGUCAUUUAUGUGCUGGUGUUUGAACUUCACUUUCACCAUCCCUCUGUCCCCUGGGUUGCUGCUGUGGCUGUGAGGAGCUGGAGCUUGGCAGCAGUUCCUCUGCUCUCCAGGAACGUGCUUCAGGAUCAUAGAAUGGUUUAGGUUGGAAGGGACCUCAAAGAUCAUCCAGUUCCAACCCCCUGCCGUAGGCAGAGACUCUGGGGGGCUCUUAACCCCAGAGAGUUGAACAUUUGAGGCAUCAACUCUUGCACUACGGUCAGGAGCUCCUGUGGAAAUGAAGUUGCUGAUCUCCAGCUCUCUUCCCCCUGCCAGGCAGCUGUAGAGCUGCUGCCUUGUUCCCAGCUUGGUGUGCAGCUCCUGCCUGUUUGGAUGGAAUCCAUGUGCCUGGGCCAGCCAGGUGUGGAGAGAAACACUCUUGCUCUCUUCCAGAGAUGAUUGAUUAGCACCUAGGCCACCAACUACUGAAGCUGUAGCUGCCCCUGGCCAGUGGAGCCCCUGGACUCUUCAGCAAGUCAUGCCAGGCAGAGGGCUUUGUCUGGGGGGGGCAUUCCCCACCAAGUCUCAGUUUUAAACAUUUUACUUUCUGCUUGUGAAAUGAUCAAGUACUGUGAGCCUUAAUUUUUAUCCACAAAUAAAACUCUUAUGUUUGAACCUCA
Pogoniulus pusillus (Red-fronted tinkerbird) is the source of this 5808-nucleotide messenger RNA. It is a transcript of the gene GMPS, whose product is annotated as guanine monophosphate synthase. Gene Ontology annotation, biological process: GMP biosynthetic process. The transcript is spliced from 16 exons. Gene Ontology annotation, molecular function: GMP synthase (glutamine-hydrolyzing) activity; ATP binding; GMP synthase activity. Gene Ontology annotation, cellular component: cytosol. The record is from RefSeq and is a predicted model, not a curated record. Lineage: Eukaryota; Metazoa; Chordata; Aves; Piciformes; Lybiidae. The coding region runs from base 141 to 2225 and encodes 694 amino acids.